AUGGAAACACGUCUUUUCCGACACAGGUUCAGGAGUCAACAAAUAAAGCAAGUUAUUCUUGGAUCAGAAAAUAAUAACGAUCAUUUUCAACAACAAUCGUCGAAUGACCUUCUGAGAGCAGUGCCACCAACCUCCGACAGUGGCGAGUCAAAACCAACACCGGUAAUCAGUAACACGAAUUUUGAUAUCAAUAGUACGUUGUGUACACUAUUACAGCAAAAUCAACUAUUAAUCAACCGCUUACUAGAUCGUGACCAUACUCCAGUGGGAAGUGAAACUAGGUUUUUGACAAAUCCUGAUGGAUUUUAUGUUAUGCCGGACUUUCACAACACAAUACAGAAUAUUUCAGGUGUUGAAUCUAGGGCUCAAGCCCGAGACUGGCUUCAGUCAGUGCAGUCAGUGGCUCGACUUCAUCAUUAA
This is a messenger RNA of Macrosiphum euphorbiae (potato aphid), 420 nucleotides long. The record is from the annotation of a GenBank genome assembly. Lineage: Eukaryota; Metazoa; Arthropoda; Insecta; Hemiptera; Aphididae.